Porites evermanni is the source of this 14979-nucleotide messenger RNA. Lineage: Eukaryota; Metazoa; Cnidaria; Anthozoa; Scleractinia; Poritidae. The record is from the annotation of a GenBank genome assembly.
AUGAGGGCUCAUCAUCCUGUGGGGCUCUGCUGGAUUGUAAUCGGCCUAUGUUCCCUGAGUUUUGAUACUCUAAUGAUAAAUGCGCAAGGUGAGUUUUUAACGCCGAGUUUCUAGAUUCAACGCCCUGUGCCGUCUCAAACUUAUAUUUAGGGCUGGUUGAUCGUGAUCUCGUAGGUUUCCGCUUUUAGUGUCGUCACGCAACGUUGCGGACGACUCUAAAGACGGCCACCACUAGAAGACCAGGUUGAUCGUAGCUCUGGUUGUUACCUAGAUUUUCCAAAAGUCGACAGAAUCUGCUAACACGUUAUUUUUUUACUAAAUUUUUAAAUAACGUCAGAUAACGCAUCUGAAAAAUGGAAUAUUUGUGAAAACGUCAGGUUUGUAACUGUGUGAAAAAUAUGUACACGAUUUACACUCCAUUUCAGCCCACAAAUCUUCCAUCAUUUCUGGAACAAAGAUGUUUUUGUUUCAGUGUUUCAAUGUAUCGCCUGAUGUAAGGGAAUCCAUCACAGUACUGGAUUCUGGAUUCCAUACCGUGGAUUCCGGAUUCCAGGUACUGGAUUCUGGUCUUUGUCAGUGGAACUUGGAUUCUGGCUUCCAUUCGUUAUUGAGAUUUUGAAUUCCUUGAGUUGCAUUCCGGAUUCCGCAAGCAAAAUUUUCCCGGACCUGCUUACAUAGGGUAUUAAUAAACCCUGCGAUCAGAGGCCUUUUGAUCUUCAUACAUAAGUCGAAGGGCCUCUGCUCGCAGGGUAACAUGGGGUGAAUAGUGCUGUUCACUAUAUUAAGCAUAAUAAACGUUUCCGUAAGUCAUGUGAUCUGUCACACGACCGUUUAAUGUAAAUUAUAAAUAAAGGAGGAAUUGGUGACGGGCUAAUGAAAAACAAUGAAAUAACACUGAAAUAAUAUUAUUUGCCACGGUCUUUAAUUGAAGUUGCCCUAAUCCAGAGGUCUCUCUAGGCUGACUGAGUGUAUGAUAUUUCCUCUUCUUUAGACAUCUUUAGAUUAUCAGCCGAGUUCGAGGACGCUAGCACUCUUGGGAUAAGUUGGGAUCCGCUUCCGCCUCAAAAUGACUUUCAUGGGUAUGACGUCAUGAUCCUGAAAGAUAACAUGGAAGUGAGGCGUGUUGGAGUGGGUGAUCUUAUGCAAUCUGUGAAAGUUCCUUCCCUAAACCAAUGUUUUAAUUACACUGUCAAAGUGGCAGCUAAUUUCACAGCUGGGCCUGGAAACUAUAGCUCUGUUGAGGUUUUGACACGCUGUGGUAAGUGCUAGGAAACUUUUCAAUGUUAAGAAAGAGGAAAGGAAAGUAAAGAAAUUACUGUGGUUCUAGCGUGCUCCGCGCGCUUGAAAUUUAACGGGAGACGACGCGGAGAUUUAGAAAGAAAUUUCAACGGGAGACGAAAAAGGGAGCGUUGCGGGAAGGAAACUUCUCUUAGAUCCGGGAUCAUGGGAGAAUAACAGCGAAGACGAAUAGAAGAAAUACAGUAACAGAUGCUUCACACUGAGUACACAGUGUCAGUGUACUUACAGAUCUUGCGAAGUAUACCUUAAUACCUAAAAUGAAAGUGCUGAUCUCUACUGACGGAAAAAUAAUUAAAUGGUUGAUGUUAAUUUCAAAAGUCUUUAUCAAGGAGAGAUCACCUUGCUGAGUUACAGGGUGUAUUAUUUAACCGAAAAAUUAUGAUAAAGACGUGUGGGAUAAUUAGCUGGUGCGGUUAUAUUGACUGGUUUUUCGAAUCCGUGUCAGUUACAAUCAGUUAAAGUGCGUCCUUUUCUGUUGUUAGGGAGCUUUGGCAACGACGACGGCGACCGCGGCAGCAAAAAUAUUAGGGACUAUUAGGGAUCCAAUGACGCGGACGGUAACGAGAACGUCAAAAGAACAAUAGGUUUAAAAAGCAAAACAACAACUUUGCACGUGCCAUCACACCUUUUUUGUACAUUUCUUUCCCGCUUAUGCGCGACUGCGACGUGAAAAUGCCUAAUUUCGCGUUUUAUAAAGGGCAUAAAGAAGCAACGACGAAAUUCUAUUCCUCUUUUUGAGCUUGGAUAUGGUCACUUGAAAUUCAGCUUCAGGAGGGUCCGCCUACAUUUGGCAAGUACGUGGGUAGGAAUAACCGCUAUGAAGACUGAAAGAACCCAGAUUCACUUUUUAAGCGACAUUCUCGUUGCUGUCACGUCGUUGGAUCUUAAAGGUGAUGUUACACGGGACAAUUCGCAACGACGAUUUUUAGCGCAACAAAGUGUUGCAAUGUUGAAACAACGCUGCAACCGUUCGAAACAAUAUCGCAACAAUGUUACAACGCUGCAUUGCGCUGAAAAUCGUCGUUGCGAGUUGUCUCGUGUAACAUCACCUCAAAGUCCCUAACGUCACCAUUGAAAGGACUUUGCCGUUUUUUUUUUCAAACUCUGUUUCGAUUAUUCCGAGCGCGUUAAAUCCUCAAAUGUAGCUGAAUUUUCCUGGAACUGAUUUCUUGGAGAAAUUUGUAGUCUUGUGUCUAUGUCCUUCAUAAAACGUCGCUUAAGGGAAUUUCACGUCGUAGUCGUGCAGUUACUGGAAAGAAAUGUUCCAAAAAGCGUGAUGCACGUGCAGAGUUAUUGUUUUGCUGAUCAAACCUAUUAUUUUUUGAUGUUCUCGUUGCCGUCGCCGUCGUCGUUGCUAAAGCUCCCUUUUAAUGUUUUGGUCCUUGUUUUGUUCUAUUGAUCUGCACUGAGUUUUCAUGUUUUUACACAGCUCCACCAUUAAUCAGGCCUCAGACGAAGAAGCUCUACGUCAUGGCUCGAGAGGCCGCCUUUCUACCCUGCGCAAUCUCAGGAUUUCCUGCCCCGACUUUUUACUGGAUAGUAACUUAUCCAACAUUAACUGUAAAUGUUACACUUGCAAGUCCCAUACUUGUUGCUACUCUAGCUGAUGGAACAUCUUUUCCACGGCAGCUCACAGUUUAUGACAAUGGAACUCUUCAUAUUUCCGAAGUAAAUGCUGCUGAUAGCUCAGGACGAUUUCAGUGUACAGCGAUCAAUCAUUUGGGAUCGGCUUACGGGAACGUCAGUUUGGUGUUGGUGGGAGGUAGGAGUGUGAAACAAUUUUGUCAGUACUUUUAGCGGUAUUUGUUAGUUAGUGAUAAUUGAAACGGGUGCAUCCAUCCGUCCGUCCGUACAUCCAUCCAUCCAUCCAUUCAGUUAGACCAGGGAGAUCAGAUAUUGGUUAGGCAAGCUAUCCAAUGAGGAUAAACUGUCAGUUAGCCAUUCUCUUACAGUAACCAGUAAGACCUGGUCAAUUAGUCUGUUGGUCGGCCAGUCAUUCAGUCAGUGAGUCAGUCUGUCUGUCUGUCUAUCAGCCAGUCAGUCAGUCGUUCGGUCAGUAGUUAGCCUCCCGCGCAGACGUUCUUAGGGGUUCGUCACGCAUUCCUGCCCCACGAACGUCUGCUGACUUGAGCGGAAAAAAACGUAGACCAAUCAGAGCAGACUUCCAGAUCUGGGAAGUGCACUUUCGCGCUUGACUUUAUAGCUCCAGAAAAGAUCAGAAAGGUCUCAUGAAAGGUGAAGACCUUUCAGUUUUAAAACAAACUCAGUUAACUCACAAGAGUUCGUACUGGUGGCUACCCUCAGAAUCUCGUUGAAAAAAAUUACCUCGGAGGUUAAAUUUCCUGAACGGAAGUCGGCUUUACUACAAAACAAUAGCGUGUGAAAAAAAAUUCUGCUUUUUGUUCAGUCUUACAAGGUAACCCCGCCGUUGCAUCACCCAAAGAAAGACUUUAUGAGCAAAUGACAUCUAAUCCAGCCUCUACAAAGAGAAAUAUACAAAAAGCUAACGCUUAUCUCCUAUAUUCUCGUCAGGAGCAAAAAUCUUUGGUCACUUAUCACACUCUUCAGAGCUUGUACGUAUGUGUUUGGCUUGUCAACACUUUGACUUCAACAGCGCCGAUUGGAUCUCCGAUAAUCUGCAUGUGAUCUCCAGCCGAUAUUUGCGAACAAUGGGAAAGGAAUUUAUCUUUCAGUUUAGCAGACGUUCGUGGGGCAGAAACGCGUGACGAACCCCUAAGAACGUCUGCGUGGGAGGCUAGUCAGUAGUCAGUCAGUUAGUCAUUAAGUAAGUCAGUCAGACAGUCUGUCAGUUGGACAGUCACAUGGUCAAACCAGCUAUGCCAGUCAGUCGUUUUUUAGUGAAAGAGUAGAGUUCCAUGUCAAAUGUUUUUUCUACUGUUUAAAAUCUGACUAAAGGCUCGAAGGGGCUGAAAGGUUUAUUUUUCGUCAGGCAGUCAGUCGACUGACCGUCAGACUGCGUUCUUCUUUUGCCCUAUUUUUGCCAGGUAAAUGUCCGUGAAAAAUGAGAUUUCUACAUAAACAUAGAAUUGUCAGCUGCUAAAAGUCUGUAUUUAAUCCAUUCAUUCAGUUCAGUAUCCUUGUUCACGUUAAUUGUUGUUUUAUAAUAUUUCAUUUGUAUGUUUCGCUUGUAGAUUAUGCCACUGUUAAUUUCGACCUGACAAUACUAUAUACGGAUGUUGUUGAAGAAAACUUAAAGAAAAACAAACUUGAUUUGUUUAUUGAUCAACAACUUAACUCACAGGUAAGGGUACAAAAAAAAUCAUUUUUUAGACAAAAUAACAUUUCCCGGGAACGGCACCUUCGCCAAAAUCUUCCCAAACGUCGCGCAGACAACGAUGCACGGGAAAACUAGGAACUAGGCUGAUUCAUAAAAAGGGUGCUAAACCAUUCAAGGGCCUAAGGACUCGGAGUCGAAAGGAUCCCCACCCCCACCCCCACCCCCACCCCACCCCCCCGAACAACAACCACACAAAAACAAUAGAGUCAAACCUCUUUAAUACGGACACCAAAGGGACAGAACCAAGUGUCCGCUUUACAGUGCUGUCCGUAUUAUAGAGGUGGGGAAUGUAUGAUUUUUGGUAUUUCUGGGACCAAACGAACUGUCUGUAAUAGAGUGGUGUCCGUAAGGACAGGUGAGACUGUCGCUGCAUGUUAUCAUGGAGCCCCAUAGCUUAGGAAAUGUGGUAAUCUACCAAUCCGAGAAAAUUUGGUAAUCACGUGACCGUACACCGAGCGAGCGAGCGAGCGACCGUCCGUCCGCACCACAGGUAUGGCAACCCAAAUGCAACUCAAGGUUUUAUUUGGAAGGAAAUCACAUGGCCGCCCGGACUUUUAGAAAGAAAAAACAACAAAGUCGUGUCUUUUUCGGCGUUAUUUUUGGUUUAAACUAACGUGGAUAACAGAGAAAGAGCUAGAGCGAGUUAUUGAAAACAAAGGAGACAAAUUUCAUAGAGAGGAAAACAUGGAAAUUCAAAGCGGCGGUGAGAAAAUGAGAAAUGCUAGCGGCCAGCAAGGUGAAAAUGAGCGGCGGUGAAAAAUAAAAGCGAACAUGAACACAGGAAACAAAAUAUUGGGUUAACACAUACGACAAUUCCUCCAUAAAAGUAAUGUGUAACUAGGACGUUUGACGUUUUAGUUGUACAAAACAGCGUUGUAGUCGUGCAAAACAACGGCAAGGGAAAGACAAAAAAGCGUGCUGCACGUGCAAAUUUGCUUUUUGCUAAUUAGAUGAAAAAGUGUGCUGUACGUGCAAUUUGUUUUUUGGCUAAUUAGAUCUAUCAGUCUUGAAGCCAUUUUCAUUGUCGUCUCCGUUUAGCAUUACACGAUUUAAUUUUUUUUGUUUAUAAGUAUUAUUAACCAGAGCUUUGCUUUUAGCCCUGGCUAAAUCUAUAUAUUAAUUUUAUAUAACAACAACAACGAUAAUUACUGCAUGUUAUCUUGGACAUAUAACUGUUUUUAAUUUUAUACAUGUUGUCUAUAAAGUAUGAAGAAAUAUUUGGUGAUCUUCUCGAUGAACAAAUUCGUAACCAGGAGGGAGAGCUUGGCACCGCAAAACUUGAUACGAGGUAUGAACCGAUAUUUGACUUCAAAUAACCCCUUGUGAAAAAAUACGCGAGCACGCGGGGAAACCAGAAAAUGCGAGAAAAGGUCCUCCAGGCGUCGUCUUUCCUUGCGGGUUAAGGUUUUUAAGCGCACUGAGGAGACCAAGUGCGGAGGCUUUGGAAAGUGCUCUCGAAAGCGGAAACGUCUGACAACGUUAACGGAAAUCUGCCUUUUAAGGAUGAAAGGGAAAAAAGCCUGGAAACAAAAACUAUGAGUAUGCAUGUUGCUAUUUUCAAAAUGAUCAGGGAAAAUGUCAUCUCUGAGACAUGGUACCCUUUUGAAGGUCAGUAAUACAAAAUUAGGUGAAAUUAGCCAGAACGUUCACUAUGAAGCGUGUCCUUUUGAGGCAAAAGACAGCAGAUGGCUUGUCAAGACUAUAAUAGUGCCUAAUUGUUGUUAACCUUGUUGCUUUGGUUUUUAGUGCAAAAACUUUACUUUUGUCCCUCUCUCUCACUGCCGCUGUAAAAGAGGGGAACGCUGCUGAAAAAAUACAAGAGGCCAUCUUGAAGAUGCUAGAUUUGAAAACAAUCGGUAAUCUGAGUGUAUUAAGUGUAAUUAUUAAAGGUAAGUUGUACAUCAUUAUGUUUUAUACACCGUAGCUGCUAAUUUCUACCAAGGAGGGAUAGUCUUCAGUUAUUUCGGCCUGUGUACAGACCCCCCUCCCCUCAAGGAAAAUCCUGAGGUGGGGGAGGGGGGACAGGCGUGUCUGUACACCGGCUACAGGUAUUUCAAACUCGUCCUUAAGCAAAGUCAUUUUCAAAGUUUUUUUAAAUGUUAUAGUACAUGAUGAGCUGCUAAAGUUGAGUCAGUAUUUCGUUGGCUUACGGUUUAUCGCUUUUAUUAUCAGCAUAUAUGUUACAGGUCAAAAUUAAAUUCAGGUUAAAAUUUUUUAACCUAGGUUGACUCUCAAUUUCCUUUGUCUUCUAGCCCUAAUUAUUCAUGAAUUAGGGCUAGGAGCAAAAGAAGAGUAAGAAUCAGCCUAGGUUAAAAAUUUUUAACCUGAAUUCAAUUUUGGCCUGUAACAUACAUGUAUACAAGGAAGCUUCGCUUUUAGGCUUGGCUAAAGCUAUAUAUAUUAAAACGGAUAUGGAUAUUUUAGAAGGAAACUGUUGUUGGUCUCGCUUGGAACUUAAGAGAAUCCCAAAAAAGUAUGGCUUUUUAUCUCCAGUAAAUAAAUGAAGGACGCGAACAAGUCUACAACGCACGGGCUAUAACAAUUGAACACUAUAUGCGCACGCGUGUUCACGCGUAACAAUACUGCAGUCAAACUGCUAACCCACAUUUUCUGUUGGUGACUUUUCUAGAUGUUCCACCUCCACCCCCUAAGAACUUCAAAGUGGACGAGAGCCUUGUAGGAGUAACAAGUGCUGUUGUUAAGUGGGAAACACCGCCUUACGCAGACGUGUACGAGAUCAGUGAAUACACCGUGCAGAGGAAACUUGUACUUGAUAACAGUGGGGAUUUUGUGACUGAAAAGGCAGUAAAAGUAGAUGUUAAUGAAUGGAAGCUUACCGGACUGGAGCCAGAUACAGCUUACCUGGUUCGAGUCGUUUCUCAUCGAAAGAACGCUCUUAAGGAAGCUGCAUCAGCUCCGCAGGAAUUUAAAACCGAGAAAGGUGCGUGAUAUGAAAAAUACAAUAUAAGUACCACAACGAAGAGCCCAUCAUCACGAGAUGUCCAUUUCUCAUGUAGGGCCUGCCGUGUGUUUAGGCUAUUUUUAGAUUAUCAUGCAGAAGAAACCCUCAGCCAAUCAGAACGAAUGCAAUGUUGAAUGAGCUCAGCAAAGUAUAUGGCAAACUCAGUUAGAAAGUUAAUCAAAUGCAAAGUUGUUAAAUUUUGUUUUGGAGUUUAGGAACAUCUGAAUCUGCUCGAGGAAACGGUAUGAAGAAGACCCGCUGUUGUGCGGACGCAUGUGAACACAGCGAUUCCAAAAAUCUAUAAAUAGAUGUUCAGUCUAACGCGCUGUGGUAAUCACCAGUAGUAACUCUGCUACUUCCUAGGGCCAUUCGGGGUUGACGGGCUACUGAUGGUAUAUCACUACUGUAUUUAUCUACAUUUCUAUUUUUCUCUACUUUUUCCAUUUUUUAUGUUUCCUUUUUUACGUUUAUUUUCCUCCGUUUAACCUUUUAUUUCUGCAGAUCCCACUCUCGCCAUUGUCCUUGGAAUUGUAGUCCCAGUGAUUGUGAUUGGAGUAAUUGUUGGUGUGUUUGUAUUCAUCAAGUACAGAAAAAGACCCAGGCAUGAACCGCCUGAAAGAAGGCUGACUAUGGACGAGGUAUAUCAUCGAAACUAAACACGUCUAUUGUUUAGAGUGUUUAAUAAAGACCUUUAUUAUUAUUAUUAUUAUUAUUAUUAUUAUUAUUAUUAUUAUUAUUAAAGUGACUUCAAUUUGAUUCGCACAUCAUGUUGUAAGUGGAGAAAAUCAUACGGCACGCUUUAGGCAUUACUGAUCCUACAGGCAUGCAGGACACGUGUCCAAUAUGAACCUUGAGUGUCGGUCUUUUCUCAGUGAAUUAAGGGCCGCCGUAUACCUUGUGUUUGGGAGAACUUAAGCGUAGAACUACACGCUCCCUUAUUGUUAAACUUACUAGCUGGCUAUUAGCUGAUAUCUAAUGAGAAGACGGGAGGUUCGGGUCUUGUUACAGUCAUCGUCAUCAUUAUUAGUCCUCUCCACGCCCAGUGACGCAUAUAUAUAUGCGUCACUAGGGCGCGACUCCUUCAACUUGGAACAGUACGUACUUGAUAAAUGUCAUCAGAAGCAACACAUAUACUAUAUUUGUGACAUGAAAUGGCAAAAGUCUAUAAGAUUUCUACCAGCUCUGAUAGUUUAUUCGGGAAUUUCUCCUCUCUCUAGUCAACUAUCUCAGUGCCGCGAUAUAAGCUGAUAUAAAAAUAUCAAGUUCGCUUAAUUGUUUUAAAAAUAUAAAAUCACAAAGAACUAUUUUCGGUCUUUUUUUUAGUUAGAAACAAGGGAUAGAAGAAGAAACCAUGACCAAUACGAUUACACCGGAAAUCGACUUGCUGUCGCCCUACCUGAAACAGAUUUUAAGCGGCAAUGGCUGGAAGUGCCACGUGCUUAUCUUAAAAUCGCGGACGAGUUGGGGUCGGGUGCCUUUGGUGUUGUGAGGAAAGGAUAUCUGAUGCGCAAUAAUAAAGUCAUUGAAUGCGCAGUCAAGAUGUUGAAGAGUAAGUAAAAAAUACAUCAUUAGGACUAUAAGAUUUAGUACCACCCUUAGACAAAUUAUCAUGUUUGUCUGAAGUUUCCUUUGCGUAAGAUAAAAUCGUCCCACGGAAAGGAAGCUAAGACAGUCUUGGAUUCUGGAUUGCACGCCGUGAAUUUCGGAUUCCAGGUACUGGAAUCCAGUUUCUUUGUCCGUGGAACUUGGAUUCAGGAUUUUAAUCGUUAGUGGGAUUCCUGGGAUUCCUUCCUUGUGUUCCGGAUUCCAAAGCCUAGGUUUCCGGAAUCCACAAGAAAAACUUCCCGGAUUCCAGUUUCCACAAACAAGAAUCUCCCGUCUACGGAGUCCUUUACACCGGGCGAAUAAAAAAUCACACUAAAAAGUGAAAUUAUAUUUUGCGAAUUUUGUUUAUAUCAUUUUUGUUCUGAUGUUGGUCUGCGAUAGCUGUUAAACGUUUUUCUAAUUUCAGAGCAAAAAGGAGCCUAUUUGCGCUCCACAUAGCUAUAUAGCUUACACUAAGAAGUGCGAGUUCGCUGGAAACAUUUUUGGCUUCAUUUAAUCCUUUUUCUAGAGCACGGUACGGUUACUGAGUUAAGAGACUUGUACAACGAACUCAACAUAAUGGCAUCUGUCGGCAACCAUCCAAAUGUUGUCAGUUUGAUUGGAGCAUGCUCAGAAGACGGUAAGUUCGAAUUGUUUGGUAAAUUAGAGGAUUUUUACUUUCUUCCGCCUCACCUCGCCCACCUCACCUUUGCGCGCUCACUUGCGCAUGCGCAUAAGGCCUGACCUUUACCUCAGUUUUAAACUCUUUAAAGGCUUUUUUUGAAGCUACAGACAAAAUUGAAGUCAGACUCAUAACUGGCUUCGAAGAGCACCUGUGACCUUAAAAGUGAAAAUCAAAAAUCUGAAUAAAUAAGACAGAAAAUUGUAACAACCAUCACGGCCUCAACAGCAAAAAGAAAGUGAAUUUGCGUUCUUUCAUACUUCAUCACGACUUUUCCAACUUGGUUUAGGCAAUUUAACCUGGGCCGGGUUGUUUAAGGCCAGGUUAAGACAACCCAGGGUUAGGGCGAAUUUUGAAGCAAAGUCAGUUUAAUUCUUUUUGUCUAUAAUUUGAUGAUAGACGCUCCAAAAAGAAUAGAGAAAACUGUCCGAAAAAAAUGUUUUUAACAAAAGAAAAAGAAAUCCUGACUGAAAUUAGAGCUAAUUGGCCUUCGAACAACUGGGCCCAGGAGAUAAAUUUUAGACACCAGAUCCAAGUAAGAAACAGGAACGAAAAUUUAUCUUUGUAAAACAAGGCCAAUAGAUUUUUCUGACAUUGUUGCGAUCACUUCUGUGGUUGCUUAAUCUCCGACCGUUUAUGAUUCUCUGCACCCUGGGUGCCAGAGACUUUUCUUGCACGAUUUCCGGUUUCUGUUAAGUCUUUAUAGUGUCCCACGCGUUUUUUCUCUCGGCUUCGCCGCUCGUAACUUCGGCCUACGGCCGGACAUGUGUCGGCCUUCGGCCAACACCGAAAAUUCCCGCCGCGCGCGAGAAAAAACUUCUGGUACCCAGGGUAGAUUCUCUGUCCUCUUCCCUUACUACAGGUCCUCUUUGGGUCAUCGUGAAGUUCGCUGAAAACGGUUGUCUGUUAGACUACGUCCGGAAGCGCCAAAGUCAGCCAGACUAUAUCAACACAGGGGAGGAGUCCGAUGAGUCAAAGGCACUAUCCAACUUGGAAAUAAUACGAUUAGCGGAUGGCAUCGCCAAAGGGAUGACCCACCUGGCUAAAGUCAAGGUAUGUUUGUAAUACAGUAUUGCACAGUUUGAUGAUGAUUGCUUAGUGACCAAGGGUCGGAAUCGGAGAGCCAGGGGGGGAGUGCGCUGAAGCUUGCAUUCGUAUAGCCUCCCACGCAGACGUUCUUAGGGGUUCGUCACGCGUUCCUGCCACACGACGAACCCCUAAGAACGUCUGCGUGAGAGGCUAGCAUUCCUACUGUAAUACACUUACUGUUUUUUCUUUGCAGUGUGUGCAUCGUGAUUUGGCCUGCCGGAAUGUCCUAUUAGGAAAGAACUAUAUUCCUAUGGUGUCGGACUUUGGACUUGCUCGUGAUAUUUACGAAAGUGGAGCAUACGAGACUACAUCCGGGGUAUGACAGUGUUUCAUUUUUUUUAACUUCUACUUCUUUUACAAGUGAAUGCAAAACCUGAGGAUAAAUUACAGCGGCUUUUCCCUGAAUGACAGGCUCAAAGUAGGAGGUGCAGAAUUUUAAGGGGCUCAUUCUCGCGGGCCCAAAUGUCCGUUGUUGUUCUCCAACUAGACUGUAAAGAAGGCGUUCUUUGCAGCACGAGUGAUAAUGCUAUUCUUAGGACUAAUUUUCUCCCGCAAUCUUGGAUGUUGAAACUGACAGAGAGAAGCGACGACCGGAAAUGCGUCUGCUGUUCGCAGGCUAACAGAGAGUUGGCGCGAUAAAAAAAUUAUUCCAGGGGAGAGGACCACGAGGAGGAGAGGGGAGGGAGAGGGAAAUAACGCUUUCUUUGUAGGCUAUUCUCUAUCCAGCGAAUGUUUCGCUGCCUAUUUUCGCACAAGUGAUAGAAUAAAUAGAAUUAGUAAAAUCCAACUAGUGGUCUAUUAUCAAUGCUGCGUUCUGAUUGGUUGAACUUCUACCAGACUAUCAUGUUAUAGCCCACUACAGUCAAUUCUCUCUAAGACGGACACCUUUGGGACCGGCACUAAUUGUCCGUCUUAGAGAGGUGUCCGUCUUAUAGAGGGUCAAAUAAAAGGAGUAAAGAAAGGCAGGGACCAACUCUAAGUGUCCGUUUUACAGAGGUGUCCGUUAAGAGAGAGUCGACUGUAGUAGCGAAAAGCGCCGGCUUUGAAAACCGAAAAAAUGGCGGCUGAAGCGAGUUUUGCUAGCUAAAGCUGUUUUGUCUCGAUAUUUUUGACCAACUAGUUGGAUUUUACUAAAACAAUUAUUCCUCUCGUCCUCAUGGCCUCUGAGUCAAUAGCCCAUUCGGCCUUCGGCCUCAUGGGCUAUUAACUCAGAGCCUAUUCGAGCUCGAGGAAUAAUUGUUAACUAUAUCUCCCGCAAAAAUUCGUACACUCCUCUGUCCCUCUUGAAUUCAUCGAAAUAUAACCUCCUUGCAGGGGAAACUGCCUGUCAGAUGGAUGGCGCUGGAGUCGUUGCAGGAUUAUUCCUAUACUUCAGAAAGUGAUGUGUAAGUGACAGCUACGGUUAAACCCCAUUAAGUCUCAAGAGUUGCCAGUGUCAAUAUUCUCUGAACAAUAUAAAUACUUCAUCAAGAGAAAAGUUUAUGAGAAUUAAUGAAAUGAUCAGUGAAGAGAAAAUGCUUUGAUCUCUCCUCAAACUCUCUCUCGUCUACUUCUUCAAAGAAAUGUAUGGCGACCACUCUGGAGAAUUUUCCUCUGGAUAUUGGGACUUAAGGAGUCAAUCGACCAUCUUUGGGACACGGAAAUUUGCUCGUAAUAACGAGAUAGAUUGUCGAAUGAGAAAUUCAUUCAACUUUUGUUAGUCAGAAAGGAAGUAGAUGCAAUUACGAGGUCAUGGUGGUUUCGGUAUAGUUAAUUACUCGUAACUCUUUACCAACGAGUGGGAGUGUUUUAUGAGGUUUCUAAAACCCGAGGUGCAACCAGAUCUUUGAAGCGUGAUAAAGUAGGAACUGCACCUGUUGUAAACAGGAUAAGAAACGUCCAUUAUUCAUCUGUACACAUUGUUACAACAAUCCUGUCGCUAAUUAGUUAUCAUUUCACUGCAGAUGGUCCUUUGGCGUCGUUCUUUGGGAAAUAGAAACUGGAGGUAGGAAAUGCCUUCUCUCUUUGCUUACUAUAACGGUAAAAAUCACAUGGAUUAAUCCCAUGAGUAAAAGGCUGUGGAGUGGGGGGUGGCGGUGGGGUGGGCACAGGGGGCUCAAACCUCCCGCCUCCUGUACUCCUCCCGUCUCCUAUUCUCCCGUGCUCCCACCCCCUGUCCUCCCCCACCUUAUAAGGGACCUGCCGUCAGAUUAGUUAUCCCCGGAUUUCAAUGAUGACUUACUUGAGUUGUUUUUCGGUAAUCGCUCAUAUAUUACCACCUAGCCUACUUGCUACAUUGAACACAUAAUCUUGAGUGUUUUUGUUUUUGCUUCCUAUGUUCAAUUUUCCACCUCAUAACCAUUUGUAUUACGAACAAUGGCGAUAGUGAAAAGAUUUACACUAAUUACUAAACGAUACAUGUAUAACAUGGAAAUUUCUACUUCUUUUUCUUUUUUUAUUGCCAGGCAAAGUUCCUUACGCUGCCCUUGGAGGGCAGGAGAUUGUAAAGUUAUUGAAAACAGGAGAGCGACUUCCAAAACCUGAAGGAUGCAGUGACGAAAUGUAAGUAAACAUUGAAUACAAUCCAAAGAGGAUUUAUCUCUUCCAGCCCACGGCAAAAAGUGGAAUCUGUAUUCUAUCAUGGAGUACUAACUGUACCCGUUUGCCCUGCAGAAAGCUUUGAAGUGGUGGUUAGGAGGAUAUAUAGAAAGAGAGGCUGACAUCCGGGAUGUUGUUUUGGUAUCUUUCGUAUGGGAGAGGGAAACCAGGAAUGUGCAGACAAGCGAUAAUUUACGUGAACUGGCAUGUUUGUUGUAGAAAGUCAAAGAACAAUAAUACCACCUGAAAGACAAGACAGAAUUAAACUUAUCUGGAAGGCCGAUCUAGUUCGACUUUGACGAUGAUGAUACGUACCUUAAGUCUAAGCCUUCAUCUCGGGUUACGGCCGUUGUUUAUUUAGGAUUGUAGUUGUUUUUAGUGCACUCUAAUCAGUAUUAAAUUUGUCUUAAAUUGUUUCAGCUAUGAUAUGAUGGUCAAGUGCUGGCAUCCGAACCCAAAAGAAAGACCGACGUUUCAAGAGCUUGCUCGUGCAAUGGACAGUUUGCUGUCUGCCGAGGCCGUAAGGGCAUUUAAUAACUUGAAUUCAUAGUCAGGAAGUCAGUUAGCCGUUCAGCACUUCCGCUACUCGAACAUGCGAUCGAUUAGUCAGCUAUAGCCAGUCAUUCAGCCAGCAAGUCAGUCAGUCUGUCAAGCGUUAAGCUAGUCAGUUAGUCAGAGAGUCAGUGAGACAGUAAGUCAGCUAGUCAGUCAAUCAGUCAGUCAGCCAGUAAGUUAGUCACUGAGUGAGUCAGCCACUCAGUGAGUCAGUCAGUCAGUUAGGCUGUCGUUAAGCCAGUCAGUAGGUCAUUCAUUCAUUUAGUCGGUCAGUCAGUCAGUCAGUCAGUCAGUCAUUGAGUCAGUCAUUCAUUUAGUCAAUCCGUCAGUCAGUCAGUCAGUCGGCGGUCAGCCAGUUAGUUAGUCAGUCAGUCAGCUAGUCAGUAAGCCAGUCGGUCAGCCAUUCAUUUAGUCAGUAAGUCAGUUAGUUAGUUAGUCAGUCAGUCAGUCAGUCGUUCAGCCAGCCAGUCACACAGUCAGUCAGUCAGUCAGUUAGUCAGUAAGCCAAUCAGUCAGUCAGUCAUGCAUUUAGCCAGUUAAAAGAUUUGGUUGUAUCAACUGAGUUUAUAAGGUACAUUGGCUGCCGUAGGAAAAAGGAGAAGCUAAAGUUUCUAACGCUUGCCCUUCACUCUGACGCUCAACUAAUCAAAUUAGCAGUCGAUAAGUCAGCUGAACAGUCUUGGCAAUCAGUUAGUCAUCCAAUUGAUUUUUAUCCUUUUUUAGGAUUACCUCGAGAUACUAAGCGAAGAUCCGACCGAGACCGAAGAGGACCAACACUAUGAUGAAGUUCAGUUUGAUAGAAUUCCUGAAGACUAUUUUUGGCCGUCAGAACUGCGCAUCCACGAUCCAGAGGCAUUACCAGCCAAAGGCCAGGUUGCACAGCGAAGUCUUGAAAAGGACGUUCCGAGAGGAGGAGAGGAUACUGGGUUCUAA